AUGUCUACGUGGGAGCAGGCAGUGGAGGAGGCUGACAAAGCCUUCGCAAAGCGUGACUGCAAAGCCGUUUGUGAGAUCAUUGAAAAGGCCGAGAGCGAUGGCACUUGUCACGUACAACUUAUGUGGCGUAGGGCCCGAGCGUUGCACACGUUGGGCGACGAGUCCCUGGACAAAUCUGAGAAGGAACGGUACGCGCGUGAUGCGGCGGUUGCAGCUGAGAGGGCAGUGGAGGAAGACCCGACAUCUGCGGAAGCCAAUCUGUGGAAAGCCAUUUGCAUCGGCAUACUGUGCGACUACCUUACGACUAAGGAGAGGAUGUCCAACGUUUAUGUCAUUCGUGACCAUCUGCUCAGGUCGUUGGAGCUAAAGAGCGAUAACCCCGAUGCACUUCAUGGCAUGGGGAUGUGGAGUUUGAGUCUCCUUCAGAUAAGCUGGUUUGAGCGCAGUGCGGCCAGUCUACUCUUCGGAAGCCUUCCAACAGUUUCGCAUGAGGAGUGUCUCAAGUAUUUUCUCGCUUCCCAUGAACUGAGGCCCUCUAUUCGUAAUUGCCUUGCGCUGGGCAAUCUGUUCCGGUACCAAGGAAACUGGACUGAGGCAAAGACCUGGUACCAGAAAGCGCUUGACAUUCCAGCGGAAACACACGCGCAUAAGCAAAAGCAGGACGAGGCAGUGCAACUCCUCAACUCGUGUUGA
Molecule: messenger RNA, 693 nt
Organism: Trypanosoma brucei brucei TREU927
Lineage: Eukaryota; Euglenozoa; Kinetoplastea; Trypanosomatida; Trypanosomatidae
Exons: 1
Coding region: 1-693 (230 amino acids)
Cellular component (GO): cytoplasm; mitotic spindle pole; spindle microtubule
Molecular function (GO): microtubule binding
Source: RefSeq, a predicted model, not a curated record